CAGUGUUCCUGCCUCGUGCCCGUCUACUUUCCCCACUUCCUUCUUUCCCACGGUUCAUAUCCGACUCGAAUUCAAUCGAAAUCCCUACCUAUAUCUUCUACUGUUUCGUUGUGAGGGUGAUGGAAGGCCUGAAUUGGGAGGCGGCGGAGACGGAAGGAGAGCAAGGCCACCAAGCCAUGGAUUUGGAGAUGACGACCUCGGGUAAACAAUCCAGAGGCAUCGGCUGCGUUCUCGAUUUCAUCGAGGAGAAUCCUAUAGGGGUGACAAUCUUCCCGGCUUCCCUCUUACCACCGCUCCAUGCUGACGACGGUGGUGCGAGAAGCGGCGGCGGCGGCGGCUGUGUUCUACUCGAUCUCAAAGCCUACAUCGCCGACUUCACCAACGAGACGACCGCCAAGGAUUUCACAAGCGCCGGCCACGAGAUGCAGGCCACCCUUCGCGUCGCCUGUCCGCCACGCGUUUCCCACCUCUGCAUCCACUGCCCCACCCUCAAGCCGGCUGAUUUCGGGACGGAGCCCGUCAUCCUCGCCGCGUGCGACGGCUUCCUCCUCUUCAGAGCGGCCAUCUGCAACUCCUACCACUGCGAUGAGCCAACAUUGCAGGACUACUUCGUCUACCGGGCACCGCUCUCCAGGAUGCAUGGCCGGCCGUCGCUCACGCGCCUCCCACGACCUGACCUCUCCUCUUGCUUCGUCAGAUGCAAUGUUGGCCUCCUGCGCUACGAUGGUGGCGACAGCGGCAGCAACAACGACGACGAUGGCGGCAGCCUCGCCCUGCGCUCCCACUACAUUCCCCAGCAUCACUACGUCGUCGCCGGCCUCCGAGCUUCCCAAGGUGGGAGGGGUGACUUCACACGAUACGAUCUCCACCGCUUCGACUCAAGAGACGGGAAGUGGACCACCGAGGUGCUGCAGCUCGGACCCAUGGCGCCAUCGCCGGGCCUGACCUUCUUCUACCACAUGACGCACAAGGUGGUCACGCUAGGCGGCGGCGUCAUGGGCUGGGUCGACCUUUGUCGAGGCAUCCUGCUCUGCGACGUGCUUGCUGACCGCCCGCAGCUCUACUACACCCCUCUCCCCGAGCCUGGCAAGCAUGAGCUGCUGUCAGAGGCCUCCGCGAAUGUGUUCCGUGACAUUGCCGUUGUCCAAGGUGGCCACAUCCGGUGCGUGGAGCACCAAACUCAGGUCAGGCCGGGGUCUCAUAGCAAUGGCACGUACAUCUCCGACAACUGGACGCUCACCACAUGGAGCUGGAAGGUCACCAACCCCAGCUGCUCUACCCUCCCUUUGGAGGGGCGCUGGGAGAGGGACUGCAAGAUCGAUGCUUCCCAUAUCUCAGGCUCACUGCCUAAGCUGCUGGGACAAGCUGCUUCUCUGCCACCAUUGCAGCAGCUGCACACAGGCCAUCCCACGCUGAGCUUGGACGACGAUGAUGUGGUCUAUGUCGUGGCCAAGGUCGACCAUCGGGACGACAAAGCGUUUGUGCUUGCUGUUAACAUGUGGAAUGGCGCGCUGCAAGCAGCAGAUUACUUUGGAGCUGAGAGAAUGAUAGGUAUAAGUUUCACCUACACACAGUACAGGCCAUCGGACUACGCCGAAAUCACUACAGGUUAAAUGGGGAAGCAUAAAAGGAGGCUAACUAAGAUGCCUGGACUUGGUAUGAUGGACUUCGACAAUUUAGAGAUGAUUGGAGGUACAAACUAGUCAUGGGAUCUGUUGGACUUAAUUUCACAAGAGAGUAUUCUGAGUGUGGGCUAUUUAGGGAUGUAGGAGCUUGCUGAUUAAGUCCAACUGCAUAUAUUAUGUAACUGCAUGUAUUAUUCGUCGGCGAUGUUUGUACAUGCACGCUAAUUCUGGUUAUAUAUCGUUGUAUCUGAAUAUGGACCAACCCUGUUGUCAAAGUGGCUCCUGCUGAAGAUUGUUGCCACAUGAAAGAGUGUCCUGACACAGUGCUACUCUGAUUCAGUUCAGAGAGCAGGUUGUUCCAAAAUUUUUGGAGAUUAACCUCCCUUCCACAUCGAUUUUGAUGGCCAGUCGGUCGCUUGGUAGCGAGCGAAUCACUUGUCGACAAUUGAUGAA
Messenger RNA from Sorghum bicolor (sorghum), 2078 nucleotides. RefSeq lists its product as uncharacterized. The transcript has 2 exons. NCBI's taxonomy places the organism in Eukaryota, Viridiplantae, Streptophyta, Magnoliopsida, Poales, Poaceae. The record is from RefSeq and is a predicted model, not a curated record. The coding region runs from base 120 to 1613 and encodes 497 amino acids.